GACAUCGUGACAAUUCGUACGAUGUUAUUUUAACCAAAACGUGCAAACUUUGUAAAUUUUUAUUCGCCAAACAAAAUUAUUUUCAUCGAUUGUGAGGGAUGAAUUGUAUUCAAAAUAAUAAAAUUAUUGUUUUUUUUAUUGAUUCAUGUUUUGGUCCAAACGUUUGUGCGAAAACUAUACUUUUUAUUGAAGCAUUGCCAUUUUUGGGAAUUUUUAAUCAUUUCAACUCACCGAAAAUCCAUCGAGAAAAAAGACAGAAUAGCUUUGUAUUUAAGAAAAUUCCCCAAUUAAAAAUAUGCUAACAAUAAAUUUAAAAUACUCGAAUUCAAUUUAAUUUUCCAAAUUUUAUGCUGAACUUUUUGUUAUAUUUGAAUUUUUAUUGUACGAACAUGAAAGUAACGAUUUACGAUUUGAAAAAAACCAAUCCAACUGUUAACGAAACAAAAUGUGCAACGCCAAAAAGAGCUAGUGCAGGUAGACGACAGAGCGUCAUUGAGGCUAGCAAAAAUCGUAUUCCUGUUACAUCUGAAAAUGACGAGUUUGAUUUGUGGGAUCACAAUAGGGGCCUGGGGCGUAGUCAACGAUCUGGCACGUGUUGGAAAGCCGUGUUAAUACCAACUGGAGUCGUUCUCGUGAUGCUUGCUGUCAUAUGGUUCGUUCCAAUCAGUGUAAUAAGCUCUUACAAAGACAAACUAUUGGGUAGAAAUGCUUUCGAAGAGGCCCCGAAUGCAUGCACCAGCACAUGCAAAAUCGAAUUGGUGGAAAGUAUUCCGGAAGGUUUGGUUUAUCCUGAUGGCAGCCCGUCAUUCCAAUCAACGUACGAUGCAUGGAAUCGCCUGAUUUCAUUGGCCAAUAAAACCCUCGACAUUGGGUCAUACUAUUGGACAAUGCGUGGUGCCGACUUCUACAAUCAUACAUCCGAUUGGCAAGGCGAAAAGAUUUUCAACAACAUAUUGGCAGCCGGUACAAAGGGUGGCAUCAAAAUUCGCGUCGCUCACAGUGCACCGACCCAGGAUGUACCAAGCUACGACACAGACAUAUUGAUCAAGAGAAAAGCCGCUGACGUGCGAUCGGUAGACUUUCCCCGAUUGCUGGGCGCUGGUGUGCUUCACACCAAGGUGUGGAUUGUCGACGGACAACACAUAUACAUUGGCAGCGCUAACAUGGAUUGGCGGUCAUUAACUCAGGUUAAAGAACUCGGCGUUUUGAUAACAAAUUGCUCGUGCCUUGCCAAUGACGUUUCGAAGAUUUUCAAUGUAUAUUGGGAUAUGGGCAAAAAGAAUGCUGUAAUUCCGCCCAGCUGGCCAAAGGUGUAUAGUACAAAGAUAAACGCUUCCAAUCCAGUUCGAGUUAAAUUCAAUGAAGAGUACAAAAUGAAUACUUAUUUUUCGAGUUCACCACCUCCGAUGAGUCCAAAUGGGAGAUCACAGGAUAUUGAUGCCAUUGUCAAUGUGAUUGAAAAAGCUGAACAAUUCGUGCAUAUAUCGGUCAUGGACUUCUUUCCGGUAUCAAUUUACACACCAAAGCCAAAAUACUGGCCUGUAAUCGACGACGCCUUGCGUACGGCUGCAAUCAAUCGGCGUGUGUCUGUGAAACUGUUAAUUUCGUGGUGGAAGCACAGCCGACCAGCAGAGGAUUUUUUCUUGAACUCGCUCAAAGCGGUGUCGAAUGCGUAUCCAGGUGUUGACAUUCAAGUGCGGCGAUUUAUUUGCACGUCAACAGGAGACCAAGAACAAAUUCCCUUUGUUCGAGUUAACCACAACAAGUACAUGGUGACUGAUAACACAGCCUAUAUUGGCACAUCGAAUUGGUCUGCAGAUUAUUUCAUUGACACGGCUGGUAUCGGGCUAAUCUUAGAAGAGACACAGUCGGAUCGCAAUGAAACAUCAUCUUCGAUUCGCAAAGAUUUGGCCAAUAUUUUCGAACGGGACUGGAAUAGCGCCUAUGCCGUUGAAUUAAAAGCACCAAUUUCAUCGUAGAAAUAGACUAAUAAAACUAUACUCAUUGUCAUAAUUUUCUCUUUAUUAUUGUAUUUGUUUAUUGAAAAAAAGCGAAAAGACCGUAAUUUCUACACGAACAUUUGCCAUUUGAUUACAUUUAUUUGGAUUAUUUUUUUUUCGGAAUUAACUGAAAGCCAAUUUUAUUUUUUAUGGACUAUUAGAAGUUUUUUUUAACAGGAAAAUCAUUUUAAUCAUUUUUUUUUCAUUUCAAUAACAGUAUUUCCAUGUGUAUGAUCGAAGCAAAAAUUGAACAACGAAACAGAAUUUGAAUAAAAAAAAAAUCAACUACCGGUUAAA
Molecule: messenger RNA, 2297 nt
Organism: Sitodiplosis mosellana (orange wheat blossom midge)
Lineage: Eukaryota; Metazoa; Arthropoda; Insecta; Diptera; Cecidomyiidae
Gene: Pld3
Product: 5'-3' exonuclease PLD3
Exons: 8
Coding region: 348-1979 (543 amino acids)
Molecular function (GO): catalytic activity
Source: RefSeq, a predicted model, not a curated record